Desarmillaria tabescens is the source of this 717-nucleotide messenger RNA. RefSeq lists its product as uncharacterized. The coding region runs from base 1 to 717 and encodes 238 amino acids. Lineage: Eukaryota; Fungi; Basidiomycota; Agaricomycetes; Agaricales; Physalacriaceae. The transcript is spliced from 5 exons. The record is from RefSeq and is a predicted model, not a curated record.
AUGGAUGAGCCUUCGUUCAAGCUUACCAUUACGCCCCUUAAGCCUGCAGACAUUCCUUCUGAAGAAGUAAUCCUCUCUGCGGCAGAAUCGCUCCUCGAAUCAACUUCGUCCUGGAAACCAGGCAAAACCUACCACAAAACAGUCAAAACCUACUCUCGCGGCAAGGAAGCGGGUGAUGGUGCUCCAUGGCACUGCCGUGUAAGCGAGCACGCCCCCGCCGAAGCCACGUUUGACCAGAUGUGGGCCAAGCUGGGCACAAACAAAGCUGAGAAUGAGAAAGAAUACGUCCGAGACAUCAACAAGGUUACCAAAGUCAAGGAAAUCUCGCCUACGCAAUCGAUCUGGACAUUGUAUUACAAGUUCACGCCGCCCGUCCAGCCGCGUGUUUUCACUGUCCUUCAAAUCGUGCAUAAUUAUCCCACAGAGUCUCUCGAGCACCACACUGGGGUGGUCGUCUCUAUCCCGAUCGAUCUAUCUUCGCCAGAAGACGCUGACCUUGCGAAGCUGGAAGAAAAAGGUGUCAAGGGUCGAUACGCUAGCGUGGAACGGUUGACAACGUUGGAGAAUGGGAAUACAGAGUGGCGUAUGGCAACUUCAAGCACUCCUGGAGGUCUCAUACCUUCCUUCCUGGCAGAAGCUACGAUGAAUAGUACCAUUGCGGAGGAUGUGCCUCAUUUCAUGAAAUGGCUUCAUAGCUUGCCUUCGGAAUCGAAAUGA